CCCAUUUGGAAAUUGAAUCCCCAAAAAGGCCAGCUGACUUUCCUCAAAUCUCCAGAUGAAGCUCAUCUUCUCCGAUGGAAAGCCGGCCAAUUGAUCGCCCUCACCGCAUCCACUAGACCAGCUGAAAUCUUCAACGCAUCCAACUUCGGAGUGAAAUCACUUAUACAUCAAAAUCUCUCACUGUCGCCAUAAUUCAACACCUAGGAAGACCUCUUCACCUUGAUGAGUGAAAAUCUUAGCUGAGAUAGAGCUGCAAGAUGAAGACGACCUCACACAAAUUACUCUAUGGAAAGAUUCGUUUAGACGUCCAUUUCAGCUCAUCAUCAAUUUUAGAGCAUCUUCCUCCGUAUCUCAUCGAGAUGAGCUCCGACGAAGCUAAUACCGCCAUAUAUGAUUUUAGAUCUAGAGAGAAAUGGCGAGGACAUAUUUGGGAGAAUCCAAAUCUAAGACAUCUGAUCCUACCAUUGUGGUCAUAUCUCAUGAUAGAGAUGUGUUAGAGGAGGCUUUCGGGGUAGGAAAUGAGAAGCAACCAUAUCCAUGGACAAAUAUGAAACAGAUCAGAGCCUCUCGCACCUUUAGAGGCUCCUGAAAAGCGGAAGUGGAGACGUAGGCACCAUUCUAGGAAAAUGUUGCACCCGUUCCAACUUCGCUAGAUAUGUUAAAUCAUAUGAUAACUUUGCUGGGUAGUUUGAAAGAGACUGGGGCGACACUUACAAUUCCCACAAGGCAGUAUCCAGGAGUUAAGCAUGUGGUUAUGGCUCUACAGAUGGACAAGAUUUUUUUAAAAAGGUGUUUUUUAGACCGAUGAUUGGAUCAACAAUGAUUGGAGAUGAGCAUGAUCUAUUUUGGAGGUUCACUAAAAUGAAGCGAGUUUAUCAUUGAUUGUCAUGAGAAGCUUCAUAAGAUGGGAGAGGAAGAGAUAUGGGAUGGAGCUUGUCACCUUUUAGCUAGUGGAUGGGGUGGUUACACAGCAGAUAGAGAUGGUAUCCAUCCUAUUCGAGAUGAUGGUCAGGCCAGCAAUACUUAGCUCAGUUGAGGCAAUUCGUAGGCAGGAGGUCAGACUCACUUCUCUAUUUUUUUCGGGCACACAUGAGGAAGAAGUGUCUGAUGUAGUGACCACAGACUUUUCAAUGGAGAAUCUACCAGAGUCACCAUUUUCUGAAUCAAUAUUGGGAUCAUCGUCACCAUCGCCAUCACAGAAAAAUCCUAAUGACUUGGGUGCUCUCACUCCAAAUCAGUUGGUGCUAUUGAUCCAUGAUGCUAGUCUUCGUGAAGAGGUCAUGCAUCACCUCUACGAGAAGAAAGAUUCAUGCAAAAAUCUAGCUCUGCUGCUGUGGAACAACUUCAAUACAGUUUACAUGCUUUUGCUGGAAGUCACAUCAGUGUAUAGCAAGUUUUCACCCUCAAUGCUAUCUAUGAAGGAAGCAACUCAAGUUUGUUGUGCUCUUGCUUUGUUUCAGGUUUUGGCUAAUAACCCAGAAACAAGAAGGGGCCUCAUAAAAGCUAAAAUACCAUGUUAUUUCUAUCCAUUUCUCAAGCCUUUUGGAGAUGAUGAGCAUUUGGAGCAUGUGAGGAUCACUACCUUGGGUGUUCUCGGUGACCUGACAAAGUUUGAUGAUCCAAAUGGAUCACAUGCCCUUCAUUUCUUCUUGGAAUCGGAAGUGGUUCCUUUGUGCCUGAAGUGCAUGGAUGUAUGUGAUGAAAUGUCACGGAAGGUUGCAACUCUCAUAGUUAUGAAUAUUCUGACGCAAGAGAGGGGACUGACCUAUUGUUGUGCUACGCGUGAACGCUUCUUCGCGAUAGUACAGGUCUUGAGACGAGUGGUUGAGAAACUUUCUCCAAAACCUUGUUUGCUGCAUCUAGAAUAUGUGAUACAGUGUUAUGUAUGUCUGUCAAAAAUAUUUAGGUCCAUCGGGCCAUGUGAUGCAUUCAUAAGACAAAUUCCUCCUCAGCUAUUUGACAACACCUUUAGGCGCACUCUUCUUCAUGACCACGAAGCUUCGUGGAUGUUGCAGGUGCUACAUCUCAAUAUUUAUGGAUGUCUAUAUUUUCCGCCAAUUGAAGAGAGAAAAAAGAUUGCAAAGAAGGCUGCAUCAAGUUCUGCAUCAAGUUCAAAGGGCAAGGGAAAGGGAAAGAAGUGAACUUGUUCUGUAGGAAAAGACAGCAAAUAAUGACCUCAGUAGAGGGAAUAAUAUUUUAAGUUAACUGUUCAACUGUGAAAAGCUCGAGAACUUCUUGAGCCUCGUUAAGACUGAUACUUUUGCUUUGUUGUGUACUGAAUGGUAGCUUUGUUCAGCUGAAAUGAAGUUAUCUUAUUAGCAGUUUCCUGUAUUGCAACUUUGUCAAUGUC
This is a messenger RNA of Solanum stenotomum, 2350 nucleotides long. RefSeq lists its product as uncharacterized. Gene Ontology annotation, biological process: negative regulation of translation; mRNA catabolic process. The transcript has 11 exons. The record is from RefSeq and is a predicted model, not a curated record. Gene Ontology annotation, cellular component: CCR4-NOT complex; CCR4-NOT core complex; P-body. Bases 981 to 2141 code for a protein of 386 amino acids. NCBI's taxonomy places the organism in Eukaryota, Viridiplantae, Streptophyta, Magnoliopsida, Solanales, Solanaceae.